AUGAUCGGUCUCUUUGUUCUGUGUUUUGUUGUGACCACGGGGGACGAGAAUAAUUUAUUCCUCGCCCUCCUCGCGAACAAAUUAUUUCUUCCCAGUAUUUAUGCUUGGAUGUCCGAUUUUGUGGGUCGAUGGGAAUUUUGGUACCUUGAUGUAUUAGCUCUAUUGGCUGCUAUCGAGCUACUCAUCCAUAGACAGCGGGAGCUUCUCGUCGAAGAGGCGCUUCUGUGGGCCACGACACGGGUCGUCAUAUUUAUAUGUCGACGGAAGGGGGUGGAGAUCGACUCUCUGCUUCAACCAGGGGGGAUAAUUCGGGUCUGGAGAUGGGUGAUUGAAUGCAUUCCUGGUUGGUUGUUCGAUUCGACGGUGCACUGGUCUAAGUGGUAUACACUAGGGCUAGAUUGCAUGGGGGUAGUUGCUGGUGCUUAUCUCGUGUACACAAAGGAUUACACUCCCCUUGCUCGAGGAGUGAUUCUUUGGUAUGUCCUGCGCUAUUGGUUUCCCCCAUUGGAGGAUUGGAAGAACUGGUACCUUGAAUUUGUUCUGCCAUAUUUGGAGAAGCACCGUACCAUCCUGUAUCUACCAUUCGCCCUCCCUGUUCUCUGGGCAAUCAUACAGCAGAAGUUUAAGUUACUUUUGUCCGGACUUUCCCUGUUGCUUGUAGUGCAUUGGGAGGCGUCGUGGAUAUGGAAGCUGGCUAAAAAAGGGUACGAGGCCAAAGCCUUCUUGAUCUGGACAUUCGUCGCGUGGAGGACAUUCCGAGCCGGAAAUUACGUUCUCGAACUCGAGGCGGGCUAUUUUUUGCUCGCUGUGUUUGCGCGAUGGAUUUCGCGUGUCGGGGUGAAAGAAGGGUAUAAUUUUGUGUUUCUCUGGUUUGGCAUCGUUCUUGUCUGGAGGGUCUACGCUGCUAAGAUUGAAACCAUGAAGAUGCCCGUGGAUGUUUUGGUGGUUUUCUGCAUGGAUUGGUUAUCGGUUGUAUUGAUGGAGGCAGGUGCAUCAACGGUGAGUAAGAAAUCGUCAAAGUCGAGCCCUUGGAAUGAGCACCUCUGGGAUAUCUAUAGUACACCAACCCCUCUUAGGAGGGUCUCCAUUCGGGGCGAGGAGAUAGCCGAUUAG
Messenger RNA from Penicillium waksmanii, 1113 nucleotides. RefSeq lists its product as uncharacterized. The transcript has a single exon. Lineage: Eukaryota; Fungi; Ascomycota; Eurotiomycetes; Eurotiales; Aspergillaceae. The record is from RefSeq and is a predicted model, not a curated record. Bases 1 to 1113 code for a protein of 370 amino acids.